AUGGCGGAGCUGGAUAGGGAUAUAAUUAAUGGUGGAAUGAUUCUGAAGAUGAUGAUGGUAGUGGUGGCUGUUUCUUUGGCCAUUAACAUCGUCGGAGGAAGAUUAAUGGCAGCAGCAGAAGUUCAUCAUGUGGUGGGAGAUGAUCAGGGAUGGACUACUUCCUCAGAUCUCGCUUCUUGGCUUUCUGGCCGUGUCUUCCUUAUCGGGUUUGCUUAUUCAUCAGCAUCAGAGAGCGUAAUGGAGGUGAAAACACAGGAAGAGUUCAUGACAUGUGAUCUGACAAAUCCAAUCAAGAUGUACACCAAAGGAUUGGACAAGGUAUCCCUUGAUACUCAAGGUACUAGGUUCUUCACCAGUUCCAACUUGGAGAGCUGUAAGAAUGGGUUGAAGCUACCAGUCAACGUCCAGCCUCAAGCAGGUUUUGCCACCCAGAAUCAACAAAAACAAAACAUCCUACAUGACAGAAAUGACAUUGUGGCUGAUGGACCCACAAGUCCAUCUGGAGCAGCCCAUUUCACCAGUACUAGUCUUCCUUUGGCCGUGUUUGUUGGAUUCUUAGUUUUCUACAUGGGCUUCGAGUGA
Messenger RNA from Oldenlandia corymbosa var. corymbosa, 582 nucleotides. Lineage: Eukaryota; Viridiplantae; Streptophyta; Magnoliopsida; Gentianales; Rubiaceae. The record is from the annotation of a GenBank genome assembly.